This is a messenger RNA of Kluyveromyces lactis, 591 nucleotides long. Its product is annotated as nitroreductase family protein. The transcript has a single exon. Gene Ontology annotation, biological process: cellular response to oxidative stress. The coding region runs from base 1 to 591 and encodes 196 amino acids. The record is from RefSeq and is a predicted model, not a curated record. NCBI's taxonomy places the organism in Eukaryota, Fungi, Ascomycota, Saccharomycetes, Saccharomycetales, Saccharomycetaceae.
AUGUCUGCUGCUGCCACUAAACAAUUCUUGAAAGCUAUUGCUGCUCGUCGUACUAUCUAUGCGUUGAAGCCUGAAUUGCCAUCUGGUGUAUCUAUCAAUGAUGUUCAGGAAGUGGUCCAGGCCAUUGUCAAGGACACCCCAACUUCUUUCAACUGCCAAGGUAACAGAGCAAUUAUUCUGACUGGUGAAACCCACAAGAGUGUAUGGGAUUCUGUUGUGAAUGCCAUUGAAGGUGAUAACGGUAAGAAAAGACCUGCUUCUGCCAGAGAUGAAGCCUUCGGUUCUAUUAUCUUUUUGACCGAUGACAAGACUACUGAAAAGUUGCAAGCUGACUUCCCAGCAUGGUCUGCUAUCUUCCCAUCUUUCGCCGAACAUUCCAGUGGUGCUGCUCAAAUCUCCACAUGGACUGCCAUCGAAUUGUUGGGUCUGGGUGGUCACUUGCAACAUUACAACGGUUACGUUAAGGCUGCUUUGCCAGAAGGUGCUAUUCCACAAGAAUGGACUGUUCAAGCUCAAUUGGUCUUUGGACUACCAGCUGCUGAAGCCGGUGAAAAGACGUACAUCGAUAACCCUGUCAAAAUCUUGAACUAG